Messenger RNA from Salvia miltiorrhiza (redroot sage), 3608 nucleotides. RefSeq lists its product as uncharacterized. Bases 237 to 3242 code for a protein of 1001 amino acids. Lineage: Eukaryota; Viridiplantae; Streptophyta; Magnoliopsida; Lamiales; Lamiaceae. The transcript has 8 exons. The record is from RefSeq and is a predicted model, not a curated record.
AACAAGGGAUUCUUUCCGUUUUCCCUCCAAAAUUUGCCCCACUAAAUAGUCAUCUUCCCCGGUUUCGGGAAAUUUCUACUUCCCAUCACUUCAUACAUUCAUCCACAGCUCAUUUGCGAAUAUCUGCUUCUCACUCAAACCCUAACUACUGUAAAUCACAUGUUCCACUGAAUAAUCGCGGAUUAUGCUCUCGCACACAUUCCAAAUCCUUUAGGAUAAGGAAGUUGCAAGGUGGAAUGGCAUUGUAUGAAAAUACUGUCCCCUUGGAUGACACAGUUGCCCUCGACAGCCCCAUCACAAAAUCCGGGCGACUGAGUAUUGAUAUGAACACUCAGGUUUUGGAUGGAUGUGAAUCAGCUCAACAAUCGGGUGAUCAGAUGAAUGAUUACUUGGAGAAAGGUGUAGCUCUUGAUAGUGAUGAUGAAGGGGAGAAUCGAAAUGAGGCUGCAAAUUCGAUGAAUGAAUGUUGUGGUGUAACUGGAAGGUUUUCUGGCAGGAGUGUUAUAGGAUUGCUGAGACGACCGCUAGCUCCUGCAGGUUAUUUCCGGAGGCUUAACAAGGUUAAGAAGAAUGUGUUAGGUCGUCUUGAUUCAGCUAUAAGGGAAAUGGGUGAUGAAGAAAGUGCUGCUGAGAGGAUUGGUAUGUGUAAUGAUUAUAGAUUUAAAGAACAUCGUGUGGUUGUGGACAGUGUAGUAUCCAGUUCAUCAGAGCAAAAACCGGUUCUAAUGAAUCCAGCGAAUACAGAGGAAGAAUUACUCGAGAGGAAGUUGUCCUCAGAAGAAUCUAAGUACAUGGUUGUGGGGAAGGGUACAAAUUAUGACAUUAAGCGCUCAGAGGUGAUUGAAUCUCCACAAGUUUCAGAAUCACAAGAUAAGGCCCUGCGGUUUGUGGAAGACUACCUUUCAGUUUGUGAUUUGCGUUCACACGAAGACAUCCCAACUAGAAAGACAGACAUGAUCACGUCACCUCCCUAUUUGAGAGCAAAGGGUGCUCAAAGUUUGGCUAGGAGACUAACCCUUGGAUCAAUUGCUAGCAAGUUAACAACUUUUGACUGGGCUGAAAUGCAGAUUGAUAAGGCUGAGUACUCCUCACCAAGACUGUAUGGGGAUUCGGUCUUUGGAUUUAAAGGUGACAAACCUGGUUCUGUAACUGUCGAUCAAGAAUCUACCAAUGUUAAGUUGCAAAAUGAGAUCUUCAAUCCUCAGCUAGAAGAGAAGUUGCCUGGAAACAUGUUAAUUUCCAAUAAUUUUGACACAAUUUGGUUGAGCUCCAAUGACUCUGAAAAAGUGCGAUCAAAUCCUGGAAUGUGUAUUUCACCUGAUUCCAUGGGGUUGGACGAGCAGCUUGAUGCUGGAAUAUCAAGGCAGAAUGUGGAGAAUGUUGAACACUUAAGGCUUACACCAGAUGAAUCAUGUAUUGGCUUAGACACUCAAAUGGCUGCUGAAGCUAUGCAAGAAUUAGUACAUGCAGGUACUCCGAUGGCUGAUGUUUGUUUCAUCCAUCAAGGUUCGAACAACCCACUUAUGGACUCGUCUAAUGCGGUAAAUAAUAUGAGUAAAUCAAAUGCAGCCAGUCAGGAAGUGGCUUUUGUAGACUGGAGGUGCAAAGAGAAACGCUCUAAAACUAGAAAAAUUUCUAUUGUUCAGGACAAAAGUUUAUGUAGGUUGGCUGCAAAACGAGUUAAGAAACUGCGGAAAACUUUUUCUCAACAUGUGGUAGGCAAAAAUUUGACGACCAAGAAACUCAUGGCUGAGGAAUUCUUCAAUGACAGAACAGAAAAUACAAUAAACAGAAAAACUGCAGCAUCUUCAAGGAUCACCUUGCAGCAAGAGGAAUAUGGAAUUACUGAAAAAUUUAGCUCAAAAGAAUUUCAGAAACUUGAUCGUGUACGUAGCAGAUGGGAAAACGAGACAGCUGAUGGCAUCAAGUGUGAUCCCCCUCGAAAAGAAAAAAAGAUAAGUAGUAGCUUUCACAAAGGUUCAUGCAAAAAGGGGAUCGGUGCAACCUCCUUGAAGUCAAAUCUCGGUACAUCUUCUGAAGUGGUUAGAGACAAUGCAAAAGGCAAAGAAAACUCUUAUCUGGAUGUGGCUGAUAGGACUCUUUCAGAGUUCAGCACACGGGUCUAUCCAAAGGGGAAAAGAGCACAUGUAUCCAGACCACGCCAUGCAAUUUGCUCGAGUAACCAAAGUUUUGCAUUUGCCUCAAAUGAUAAUUUUCUGAAACCUGUAGAAGAAGCAGUAGGCAGGGAGGUAAAGCUAUUAGUCUAUAGCAGACGGCGCAAAGUUUCAUUAGGAAGAGAACACGCAGAGAGUUCUGUGAAAUUGGCUGUUGAUUUAAGUUCACCUCUUACUGAUAGUGCAGUUCCAGGCAAACAAGUAAAUAUUCCUAUUGAAUCUGAUGCCAACAAACAAUUAAAGCAAAUUGUUGCUGCAGAUGAUGUUUCAGUUAACAUGAAAGUAGACUCAUUGUCAAAGGGGAAUUCUGCCAAAAGAAAGCGAUCAUCAUUGAGCCCUCUUUCAAGAUCUCCCCUAAUGAAAGAGCUUACAAGAUUGGGUUACACUGAUUCAUUGCCUGAUUUUCUUCCUAAAGAUUUAAGAAGGAGAAGAGCUACAGAGAAAGUAUGCAUUUUGUUCAGCCAGAACUUGGACACAAGCACACUCAAGCGGCAGAAAAAGAUUGUAGCACGACUAGGAUUUUCAAUUGCAUCAUGUUCCUCUGCUGCAACACAUUUUGUAGCUGAUAGAUUUGUACGGACAAGGAACAUGUUGGAAGCCAUUAGUCUUGGCAAACAUGUGGUGACACAUUUAUGGCUUGAGAGCUGCGAACUAGUUGGCUAUAAUGUUGACGAAAAGAGUUACAUCCUCAGAGAUGAGAAAAAGGAAAAAGAAAUUGGUUUCAACAUGCAUGUUUCGCUCACUCGCGCCAAUCAACAUCCACUUUUGAAGGGUCGUAGAGUCUUGAUCACCCCAAAUGUGAAACCUAGUGUCGAUGUGAUAAACAGCUUGGUCAAGGCAGUUCAGGGAGAGGUGGUCCAAAGCAUACUGAAUGCGACGAAGGAUAAGCUGAUUCACAAUGAUGUACUAAUCCUCUCCUCUGAAGAAGAUUAUACAAUUUGCUUACAGUAUCUCCAUAAAGGAGCUUCCAUCUAUGACUCAGAGCUUUUGCUGAAUGGAAUUGUAACUCAGGAACUGCAAUACGAGAGGUAUAGGCUUUUCAAAGAUAGGAAGGAGAAUGGCCAUUGACGUCUGUCAUCAAAGGCAAAUUGGAUGAUGUAUAUGAUGUACAGAGUGCAACUCAUCAGUCAUCCCUACUCAUAUGCGCACAGGAUGUGAUGUGCACCUCUUUUCAUGCUUAUUAAUGGUUAGUUUUCAGUUUUCAAUUUUUGUAAUAAUUUUAUAAUAUAAAAAUGAUUUGGAGUUUUAAUUAGGAUUUGUUUUCAAAAUUUUAGGGUUUAUAUAAUUUGCUUCUUAUUUUUUGUAUAUAAUUGUUUGAUUGCUCAAAAUGUGGGUCUCUAUAUAUUUUUACUUUUUAGUUUUUUGUCAGUCUCUUUUAUUAGGGUUGAUCUUUUCAUAAUUAGGAUUUAUUAUUAUCUUUAGUUAUUAUUUAAU